CGGUGGAAGUUACAUAUUUUAGGCAGUCUGUUUGGUCGUAUAUUGUAUAACUUGGGCAGAGUACAAUUAUUCACAAUGUAUAUUUACAUAGUUCAUCUGUGAAACAGCCCAGUGAAUGUGAUGCUUGACCACAGCGUGCAGCAGCAGCAGCGGGUCAUGGGCGCUCCGGUGCCCCAUUCACACUCCGCCGUCUCCGCUCUCACUAACUGACGUAUUUUGCGCAUUUCCUGCAGCAGCCUUCAGAGUCGGGAGAAAAAGAGGCAGGUCUGUAGGAAACAGUGUACCGAUGGACAGAAAAAAGUAGGAUCCUGGGAGAAGCAAGAGAGUGCGGAACUCUUGUAAACAUCCAGAUAUGUCCGCGAUCAUUCUCCUUUCUGUGGCGAACCAGAAAGACGCUUUGCGUGGAUAACUUUCCUCCCAGUGCGCGGAGGAAGACAGCCUGGGCAGACACACCUAUAGCCAGCCAUAGGACAGGAGACCCUGUGGUGAUCCAGCAGCUAUUUAAGGCACGUUUUGAGGUGUGGAAUGCUGGUUGUGUAUCUGCUAUUACAUUGUAAAUGGCCAUUUUCUCCAAAUUGUAUCGCGCAGUGUCGCCAGGGGUGUUGGACAGCUUCAAUAUGACAUGUAGGGUGUUCAUAGAUCAAAUCAAUUCUGUCUGGACCUUCUGAGAAGAAAAAACAUUUGAAUGCAUAUCAACGAGGAAGGGUAUUUACCGCUAUUUCUUAAGGAGAAACACUACUAGACACAUACCAGUGGUGGACCGUGAGAUACACCAGUUGAAUCAUUAUCCAGGCGCUGAAUUGGAAUAUUAUUGUCAGAAAAGCUCUCGAAAGUGGCUGACACUGUAACGCCAUGGUGGUUUUUAACGGUCUGCUGAAGAUUAAGAUCUGCGAGGCUUUGGAUCUGAAGCCCACAGCCUGGUCUGUGAGGCACGCCGUCGGCCCCAAGACGCAGACCUUUCUGCUGGACACGUACAUAGCCCUCAACGUGGAUGAUUUUCGUGUGGGUCAGACUUCGACCAAGCAAAAAACCAACAGUCCCGCCUGGCACGACGAGUUUGUGACGGAGGUGCGCGACGGCCGGAAGAUCGAGCUGUCUGUGUUUCACGAUGCGCCGAUUGGCUACGAUGAUUUUGUGGCCAACUGCACCGUUCAGUUUGAGGAAUUGCUGCAGAACGACAGCAAACACUUCGAGGACUGGAUAGACCUGGAGCCAGAGGGAAAGGUCUAUGUUAUUAUCGACUUGUCUGGGUCAUCCAGUGAAGCAGGAAGCUGUAAGAAUGAGGAGCGAGUAUUUCGUGAACGCAUGCGGCCCAGGAAGAGGCAGGGAGCGGUCCGGAGGAGAGUGCAUCAAGUCAACGGACACAAGUUCAUGGCCACCUACCUGAGACAGCCCACAUACUGCUCGCACUGCCGCGACUUCAUCUGGGGUGUGUUAGGAAAGCAGGGCUAUCAGUGCCAAGUGUGCACAUGUGUGGUUCAUAAACGCUGCCAUGAGCUCAUCAUCACUAAAUGUGCUGGCCUGAAGAAACAGGAGGACACAGCGGAGGAGGUUGGUUCUCAGCGUUUCAGUGUGAACAUGCCUCAUAAGUUCAGUAUUCACAACUACAAAGUCCUCACAUUCUGUGACCACUGCGGUUCAUUACUGUGGGGCCUGCUGCAGCAAGGCCUUCAGUGCAAAGUUUGUAAGAUGAAUGUACACAAACGUUGUGAAAGUAAUGUAGCUCCUAACUGUGGGGUUGAUGCCCGGGGCAUUGCUAAAGUGCUGUCUGACCUCGGAGUCACUCCAGAUAAACUCUCCGGCAGCGUACAAAGGAGAAAAAAGAUCUCUCAGGGUCCAGAUCCAUCUCCUUUACCCAUAUGUCCGCUGUUAGAAGACGAUCGAUCCAAAUCUGCUCCCACCUCACCAUGUGACCAGGACAUAAAGGAUUUGGAGAACAUCAGGAAGGCGUUAUCAUUUGACCAUCGCGGAGAGGAGCUUAAGACAGCCCCAUCCUCCUCUCUGACUGAAGGUGUGUCAGAAGAGACAGGGGAGGGGAGAGAGAAUGGAGAGGUGAAGAUGGUCCAGGUCAAACAAAUUAACCUGGAAGACUUCUCCUUCAUCAAAGUGCUCGGAAAAGGCAGCUUCGGGAAGGUGAUGCUGGCUGAGUUUAGAGGCACAGAUGAGGUUUAUGCUGUAAAAGUGUUGAAGAAAGACGUCAUUCUGCAGGAUGAUGAUGUGGACUGCACUAUGACAGAGAAACGCAUUCUAGCACUGGCCAGAAAACACCCAUACCUUACUCAACUCUUCUGCUGCUUUCAGACUAAGGAUCGUCUGUUCUUCGUCAUGGAGUAUGUGAAUGGUGGAGACCUGAUGUUCCAGAUACAGCGUUCACGCAAAUUCGAUGAAGCUCGUUCCCGGUUUUAUGCUGCUGAGAUGACCUCUGCCCUCAUGUUCCUGCACCAGAAUGGUGUCAUUUACAGGGAUUUGAAACUAGACAACAUUCUGUUGGACGCUGAAGGUCACUGUAAGCUAGCAGACUUUGGUAUGUGUAAGGAGGGCAUUCUGGAUGGCAUCACGACCACAACAUUUUGUGGCACGCCAGAUUAUAUUGCCCCUGAGAUCUUGCAGGAACUCGAGUACGGGCCAUCAGUUGACUGGUGGGCUUUAGGUGUACUCAUGUAUGAGAUGAUGGCUGGUCAGCCUCCAUUUGAAGCAGAUAAUGAGGACGACCUUUUUGAGUCCAUUCUCCAUGAUGACGUCCUUUAUCCUGUGUGGCUCAGCAAAGAGGCCGUCAGCAUUCUUAGAGCAUUCAUGACGAAAAGCCCAAGUAAGCGGCUGGGUUGUGUGGUUUCCCAAGGACUGGAGGAAGCUAUUAAAGUGCAUCCGUUCUUUAAAGAGAUUGACUGGGUACUUCUGGAACAGAGGAAGGUCAAGCCACCAUUUAAACCCCGCAUUAAAACCAAAAGGGACGUGAACAAUUUUGACCAGGACUUCACCCGCGAGGAGCCGGUUCUCACACCAGUAGAAGACGCCAUCAUUAAACAGAUCAACCAGGAUGAGUUCAAGGGCUUCUCCUAUUAUGCAGAGGAGACCCUGUCUUAAUACGAAAUCCUCCAUAUUUAAUGGAUGCAUAACACUGAGAUGUACUUAUGAGUGCCCCUGAGCCACAAAGAGAGAGGCUUUCUAGUGUGACAUCACUAAAGCAGUUUGAAGAUGGAUAAAUCUCAUUAGAAUCGAAUGGAAGGCCAUUUUCCUUUUCAUUUCUCCUCUGCUUCAUCCCUCUUCAAACAGAUCCUUAGAAUCAACACUUAAACGCAAGCACUCAUGCUUCUUGUCCAUUUUAUAAUGCAAAACCCAAAUAUAAAGAACCAAUGAUUGUAUUUGACAUGUGACGAGUUGGGAGUUUAAAGCACUCUAAUUUGCGAUCUGAUCACACGAUUGUCUGUCUGCCAGUGAUUGGAGGGUACCGGGAACGUGUGUGAUGCACAAAACUGCCUUUGAUGUGACCACCUCGAAACAGCAGUGUUGACAAGUGUUGUGAGAGUGGAUGUGUGUUUGCCUACAGUAUGAACUGGAGUGUGUGGACAACUGUAUGUCUUGUUGCUAGGAUGUUGAAAUUGUGGAUUUCUCUGCAAUGCAACGACACCCACAUCUCUCUCUCUCCUCUUCUUACAUAUUCUGAUUACACUGAUUAUUAACCUGUGAACUAAUAGCCUAAUCAUCUAUUGUAUAUGCCUAUGAUAUUAUUAUGUAUUACUAGAAUGUGAGAAACUGUUACAGUAUGUGCAAUAUUUAAUGUGUGUAUUUUGGUCAAGCGUUCCAAGUUUUUUCGCCAUCUCACAUUCUGAAUCAUUGUUUCUAAAUAUAACAAUUUCUUUCAGUCUUUCUAAUCCUGGCUGCCGAUAGGCCAAUUAUCAUGAAGCUUGGCUACUUAGGUUGUCAUGUGAUAUCCAGGUCAGGUCUUUUUUUUCAGUGCCGUUACAGCUUUGGUCUUUCGUACAAUCUGUUAGAAAAGAAACAAAAACAUUAAUCUGCUAUGGCAAAAAGAAAAACACGUGCAAAUGAUCUUCCAUUCAAAACAUAGCACAAUUGAAGCACCCUUAACUUUUACCCUCAUUUAUUCUUUCCCUGUCCAAGACCUGUAGCAUAGUAAUGCAACAUGUGUCCGAAAAUAUUGGAUAUAAUUUACUCAAAAUGAAAAAUUGUUAGAUGUUAGAUGAAUGCAUUUGCAAAACAUUAAGCAUUAUUUUUAGCCUGAUUUUGCUUCAUUUGUGCAUCUUGGGAUUUUCAGCGAUAUGAUUGCUUUUUAAGGGUAAAGUGUGCAAUUUCUGCACUACUAACAUCACCAAACCAAAUUGAAAAAUACUGUAUUUAAACUGGUUUCUUGAACACUUCCUGUCUGCCAUUGGUUUAACAAAAAGGUAGUCUCACCCCAAAAUCAUGCCAUUGGUUGAGUCUUGCUGCUGUAUCGGACUGGUUGAAAUGCUGGAAACAGAGCAAUGUUUUGAUAGCGCCACAAACUCACAGUUUUAACACUUAUCAGGGAUAUCAACCUACAAAUGGCUUUUCAUAGCUCUCUCUCUCUCUCUCUCUCUCUCUCUCUCUCUCUGUGCAUAUUAAGCUGUCAAUGAGAUAUGAGGUCUAAUAUGAAAAAAUUACACACUUCACAUUUAAAGCAUGUUUGCCCUCAAUUGUGCACUCCUUAACUGGCGUCUGUUGGCCCUCACCGGGUCUGGAUGGAGUCUAAGAACAGGAGAGUCACACUAAUUCUCCUGCCUAAUACCUGUGCCCUGAUGCACAUUUCAAUCUUAGUUUGGACUUCAUGAGUGAUAUGGGCUGUUUUGUGUGGUUAUUUAGUUUUAUUUUUUAGAAGACUAUAUAGGAAACACAUUUACAUUUUUAAGUGAAAUAAAUAUAAAAACACAUGGAUAAAGUUCCUCUUUGGUCAAACUUGAGUCUGUGUAUCACAAAAGAAUGCAUAUUUGUACAUACAGAGGUACAGUGCAUAUUAAUAUAAGUGAUAAUAUUAAGUUAUAUAACUGUAAGUAUCAUUAAUGCAUCUGUUUUUCUUUUUAUUGUAUUGUGCAGCUUCCUAUGUCUUAAGACAUGAAUGUUAUUUUUUUUAUUAUUAUUUGACACCUUUGCCAUUCAUCACUGUCAUGUCAUUACACAUGUUACUGUGUGCCGUAUGUACUGUACUCAAAGGAUGUGGAUGUGCUUUAUUUUGUUUGUAACCUAUUAAAUAAGAUGUCAAA
Molecule: messenger RNA, 5237 nt
Organism: Xyrauchen texanus (razorback sucker)
Lineage: Eukaryota; Metazoa; Chordata; Actinopteri; Cypriniformes; Catostomidae
Product: protein kinase C epsilon type-like
Exons: 15
Coding region: 853-3084 (743 amino acids)
Biological process (GO): protein phosphorylation
Molecular function (GO): ATP binding; diacylglycerol-dependent serine/threonine kinase activity
Source: RefSeq, a predicted model, not a curated record